AUGGCAGCUGCUGACAUUGAGUCUCGCUUAGGGGACCAGCGGAGUCUCCCAUCGCGAGACCGAGUAGAGCCCGGCUCUUGCAAUAUAGCACUUGGCACAUUCCCCGAAACAAACGUCGCCGCCCCGGAAGACCCCGACAAGAUCGCGACUGGCAUAGUUGAUCGGCUGAAUAACGCACUUGAAAAAAAAGACGCCGAUGCCGUUUCACAGCUAUUUCUGGAAAACAGUUACUGGCGCGACCACCUGUGCCUGUCUUGGGAUUUUCGGACUCUUAAGGGCUCUAAAGCAGUCUCGAAAUUUGUAACAGAAAGCUCCUCGUCCAUCAAAAUUGAGGUCGAUCAUUCAUCUGCGUUCAGAGCGCCGCACAAUGGACCUAUCGAUGCCUUUGGGGAAGUUCACGGCGUGGAGUGUUUCAUCAAGGCUAUCACCAACCUUGGAAAUGGACAAGGUGUCCUGAGACUGGCUCAGGAAGGGAACGAGUGGAAGAUUUUCACCGUUUCCACUUCCCUACUGGAGUUAACAGGUCAUGAGGAGGCGAUUAAUGCGCGCAGACCUGUUGGCGUGAGGCAUGGAGAACAGCAGGGGCGCCAGAAUUGGCAGGAUCGGCGAGUUGCCGACAGCAAAUAUGAAGAUAAGCAGCCCACUGUACUCAUCAUCGGUGCUGGCCAAGGAGGUCUGACCGCCGGCGCUCGUCUGAAGAUGCUCAAUGUCGAUACCUUGAUCAUCGACCAAGAGGACAGAAUUGGAGACAGCUGGCGUCGGCGGUACCACCAACUCGUCCUCCAUGAUCCCGUGUGGUUCGACGCACUUCCUUACCUCAAUUUUCCGUCCAAUUGGCCUAUCUUCACUCCUAAGGACAAGCUGGCCGAUUUUUUCGAGUCCUACGUCAAGCUUCUGGAGUUGAACGUCUGGACUCGAACCGAGCUAAAGUCAGCGUCGUAUGACGAGGGCAAGAAAGAAUGGACCGUCGUUCUCGAGCGCAGGAAGGAAGACGGCACCACCGAAACUCGCACCCUGCAUCCGCACCAUGUCAUUCAAGCUACCGGACACUCCGGUAAAAAGAAUAUGCCAACCUUCAAGGGAAUGGAGAACUUCAAAGGACACCUCAUCUGUCAUAGCUCCGAUUUCAAGGGCGCGAAAGCAAGCUCCAAGUGCAAGAAGGCUAUCGUCAUUGGAUCUUGCAACUCCGGCCACGAUAUUGCCCAAGAUUACGUUGAAAAGGGCUACGAUGUUACGAUGGUGCAGCGAAGCUCCACCUUGGUCGUAUCAUCGGAGUCAAUUGUCGAUAUCGCAUUGAAGGGCCUUUACGAAGAGGGUGGACCCCCGAUCGAGGAUUCAGACGCGUAUCUGUGGAGCAUCCCUCCCGAGCUUUUCAAGGCACAACAGGUCAAGGUUUUCGAGUUGGUGGCCAAGAACGACGCGAAGACCCUCGAGGGAUUGGAGAAGGCUGGGUUUAAGGUUGACCGGGGCCCAAUGAACGCCGGUCUUUUGACCAAGUACCUCCAACGCGGCGGCGGGUACUACAUCGACGUGGGUGCCAGCAAAUUGAUCGCGGAUGGGAAGAUCAAGGUCAAACAGGGGCAGGAGAUCAGCGACGUUCUGCCAAACGGGCUCCGAUUCGCCGAUGGGUCGGAGUUGGAAGCAGAUGAGAUUGUCUUUGCGACCGGCUACCAGAACAUGCGCACCCAGGCCCGCAUUAUCUUCGGCGAUGACGUUGCCGAUCGGGUCGGUGAUGUAUGGGGUCUAGAUGCAGAGGGCGAAAUGCGGACUAUUUGGCGGCGCAGUGGCCACCCAGGCUUUUGGUUCAUGGGUGGAAACCUCGCGCUGUGCAGGUACUAUUCUCGUCUGCUGGCGCUGCAGAUCAAGGCGUUGGAGGAGGGCAUUGCUACAUACUAG
Penicillium canariense is the source of this 1896-nucleotide messenger RNA. Its product is annotated as flavin-containing monooxygenase. The transcript has 2 exons. Gene Ontology annotation, molecular function: flavin adenine dinucleotide binding; monooxygenase activity. The record is from RefSeq and is a predicted model, not a curated record. Lineage: Eukaryota; Fungi; Ascomycota; Eurotiomycetes; Eurotiales; Aspergillaceae. Bases 1 to 1896 code for a protein of 631 amino acids.